Messenger RNA from Ahaetulla prasina, 3820 nucleotides. It is a transcript of the gene BNIP3L, whose product is annotated as BCL2 interacting protein 3 like. Gene Ontology annotation, biological process: positive regulation of apoptotic process; mitochondrial outer membrane permeabilization; defense response to virus. The record is from RefSeq and is a predicted model, not a curated record. Gene Ontology annotation, cellular component: mitochondrial outer membrane; nucleus; mitochondrial envelope. The transcript is spliced from 6 exons. Lineage: Eukaryota; Metazoa; Chordata; Lepidosauria; Squamata; Colubridae. Bases 196 to 843 code for a protein of 215 amino acids.
GGCGCGUGCGCAGCGGCUCGGCGGAGGCGGGGUCGCUGGGGCUGGCGUCGGGGAGCGUACAGAUAGCCACUCGCGAUCCCAGCUGUGCUGCUGUUAUCGCCGCCGCCGGUCUUGUCCUCGGGAGCUGCCUCCGCUCCUCCACACGCUGCCUCGGACGGACCAGCUCCGCGCUCGCCGUCACCCCGUUCCGCCGCCAUGUCGUCCCCUCAGGACUUGUCUCACCACAACAAUAACAACAACCUGCCGCCCGAGGGGACGCCCACCGAGCCAGGCCUCAACAGUUCCUGGGUAGAACUGCAGAUGAAUGGGAAUGGGAAUGACAAUGACAACAGCAAUGCAAAAAAUGGGGGUCUAGAACAUGUCCCUUCUUCAUCUUCCAUCCACAACGGAGAUAUGGAGAAGAUACUGCUUGAUGCUCAACAUGAAUCUGGACAAAACAGUUCAAGGGGUAGUUCUCAUUGUGACAGUCCUUCUCCUCAAGAAGACGGACAGAUAAUGUUUGAUGUGGAAAUGCAUACAAGUAAAGACAAUAGUUCUCAGUCUGAAGAGGAAACAGUAGAAGGCGAAAAGGAUGUGGACGUUUUGAAGAAAAGUGCUGACUGGGUAUCAGAUUGGUCAAGUAGACCAGAAAACAUUCCUCCCAAGGAGUUUCACUUCAGACAUCCUAAACGAGCAGUGUCUUUAAGUAUGAGAAAGAGUGGAGCUAUGAAAAAAGGUGGCAUUUUCUCAGCUGAAUUUCUUAAGGUUUUCAUUCCGUCUCUGUUCAUAUCUCAUGUUUUGGCUUUGGGACUAGGUAUCUACAUUGGAAAGCGACUGACCACACCUUCAGCUAGCACUUACUGAAAGAAGCAGUGCACAAAUCCUGGAAAUCUUGUGAUGAUCUGUGAAGGAAUUAAUGUCCUACUAGUACCAUUGGAACUUGAGACAAUUCUAAGCAUGAUCUUCCUCCCCCUCCCCAAUCUUCACCUUUUUAUACAUAUCCCAGUUCCACUAACUCUUGGAAUUCAGUAUUGUGUUGGAACCCUGUGGAGGUGUUUCACUAGUUGUCUUUUCCCGACCACCUUCCGUAUCCUGCAGGACACAUCAGAGUUGCCUAACCGAGUUUACAGUUGCCUAAAUGUCACAAGGGCUUCUUUCAGUGCAAAAUGCCACCAGCAAAUUAUAAUCGUUAUCAGUGAUGCCUCUGCCAUCUCUUUAUUACAAUACCAAAUAAUCUGCCUAGUGCUUAAAUGAAAUCUUCAAUAUGACAACUCCCAUUUUUAAAAGAGACUGAUAAUUAACUGCUUAUAAAACAAAAAUAAUUGGCAGGUUUAUUUUUGUUCUGCAAUUUAUUUUGCAGUUGUCUUGGGUUAAUUUUUUUUUUAAUUUCAGGAGGCAAAAAACUUCACAGACAUCAAAAAAGAAUUAGAAUUUGAUUCCUCGGCAAGUUUGAAUACCAAGUAUCCGUCAUUAGGUUGUGUUUCCAUGAAGUAGUGAAUUUAUUUCUGAUAACAUUGGCCAGCAUUUAGGUUUUAAAACUAUUUCAUUAUUUGCAUGCGAAGAAAUUUCUAGUAUUCUUCAGCAUUUUAUUUAAUGGAAGUCUUCCUUUCAGAGUAGUUUGACUUGAAGUAUCUUUGAAGUAUUUAGACUCUGUGUAAAAAGAGAUACCUGUAUAUUACUUGGGAACAGUCUUGCAGUUUUGGGUUGUUGUUUUUUUUAAACCACAAUAUUUUGAGCUGUCUUCUGUGGUUGAGUUCCACUUCUUCAAUAUUCAUGGUUUGAAUCUCUCAUUUGCAGUUGCUGAAAUCCUAAGGAUUUUGGUGUCAAAUCUUUAUUAGUCAUCAAUAGCAUAAAAGAUAAUAACUUAGAAAUCUCACUAAUGGGAAUAUUUUACAUUGUUUUGCUUCAGAUAUGCUUUUUUCCUUAAUUCAAAUUUUUAAAUUUGAUAUAGACCAAUAUUCCUAGAUAGAUUUAUUUUGAUGUUUAAGCUUUAUAGUGCCAUUUUGAAAGCUUUCCUUCAAAUUGAGCUCUCCUCUGUAUUUCAUGGAGAAGCCCCUGUAGCUGGCUUAGUCAAACAUAGGAAUAGCUUGCUAUUGUCUUCUUCCACAAAGUUUUUUGACUUUCUUAUUAUUUGAUUGUUCUUUGUGGUUCCCACACACAGAAGUACCGACCUUGCCCAUUUACUAUUCGAUGUCAGACUAGGUUAUCCAGGUGCUAUUAUGUGUGUAUAUGUAUAUGUGUUUGUGGUACCUGCUGAGAUUUUUUCUUCCUGCUCAUGCAUGUGCUCUGCAUGUUAAUCGUAGCAGGAGGUAGCACCUAGAUGGCUGGGCAUGGUCUUGGAAGGUAAGCAAAGUUGGGUCUGAUGAAUAUUUAGAGGGGAAACCACAUAGCAAUGCAAAGAUUGCAGAAUAGACUUAGGGACUCAAUAAAAACUGGAAGAAACUACUGAUAGGUUAGGUCCAUAUUUGUUGCCAAGAAAGCAACAGGGCCUGUCGAGGAUGUCCAUCAGCAAGUUAGCUUAAUUUGAAGAAGGCUUCACAUUCUACAUAUUGAGGUAAGCAUGGCUGAUUUUAAAACUGGCAGAAAUCGGUAGAUUCUGGGAUUUUAUUAGACUGACAAUAAAGCUUAUACAAAAUCUUAAGAGUUGAUAGACCUCUGAAAACUUAAUAGUGCAAGAACAAUAGCUAGUACCACUGAAAUAAGUGAAGUGUGUAAAGUGAAGAGGAUUUUAAUGAUAUCCAUUCCGAAAGUAUCUUUGUUUCAGCCUUGUUUCUUUAUAAUUUACUGGAAAUCUAAUCUUUCUCUCUCUUCCCCCUUCCAUCCAGUAAAAUUAUGCAGAUUCUUGAAAACCCAUGAGAGGUGGUUUUUUUUCCUCCCAUUCAGCUUUGAAUAGUAGCACUUGUAUUACUUGCAACUAUGUAUUUAUUUCCUGUGUGGAUAUUGAAAUAAUUUUGAGGUGAUUAAAUAGAAUAAGGAUUGUUUAAAGCAACAAUUAAAAACCAAGUGUAGAAGUCCAGAGUACUUUUCAAAACCAAUUAUUUUAUUGCAUUUUGUUAUAAUUGGACCAUGACAUAUGUAUAAAAUUUGGACCAUGUUUAUUAAAAAGCGGGCGGAGGGGGGGAAUACACUCCUGUCCAAAAUACAUUAUGAUUAAACUGCAGGAUGCUAUUUGAUAGCUAGAAGGCCUAUUUGCUUGUGAAUCAAUACGUUCAAUAUUAUUUAGGCAUCUAUGAGAUGAAAACUGAUGGAAAAACAUCAUUGGCAUUUAUGUACCUGAUCACUGUUGAGCUGGUUGCCACUGCAGUGUUCCAAAGCAGUAUUUAUUACUAACUGAUUAGAAGCUUGAAAUAUCCUAACUUUUUAUAUUACAAAAUGGACCAGUUUGUUAAAAUUUGAAAGAGAUAUCAGUUGUAACGCUUUGUUUAAGUUAAACAUUAUUAAGUAGCUUUAUACGUGUUUACAGUUUGAGGGGAAAAACAGGCCUCAUUUUUCAAGCAGUGAAUGAAAAAUGGGAUGCGACAUUUGUACAUAGGAUCAAGCAGAAAUGCAUAAGCUCGCACAGUAGAAAAAUCAGCAGGCUGAAUUGCAACACUAAACAAAGCAAACAAAUUAAACUAGUUACUACUUUUAAGAAAUGAAAACCUAAAACUAAGAAAUCACUUUUUUAAAACAACAACAACAAAAGACGUAUUGCUGAAAUUAUUGGAGUUAAAUGAGCCAAAGUGAUUAUGCAUUCUUCAUCUUUAGUUAGCACUUUGUAACAUGAUAAUAUACAGUUUACAGUACAUGUAUAAGGUGUAGCUAUAAAAUUUUGUGCCAUUAAAGCUGUCACAAAACUGAA